AGCACUAUGUCCGAUUCAGAAUUCAAAGUUAUUCCGAAGCAGGGAUCUACAAAGAAGACUCCUGCUGCACGCCAAAUGAAGCGUUCGCGAGCCCCUCCGUCGAUUUCGUCGAUUGACCAGGAGAAUACAAAGAAGAAAGCAAAGACACACGACAUCUUCGGGCUAAGUCACGGGCGCACGGUCGGCAAUGAAGGAAGCGACAAGAGGAUCGUAUCGUACUUCGUGAACAAGGUGGCGAACGGGUCAGAGCGGCGUACAACUAGCUUGGAUGGCGAAUACGUGGUGGACUUGAAGAUAUACCAUGCCAACGACGUGAACAACACUGAUUCAAGAGAAGUCUGGCGCAAGGCUCUUCUACGAAUCAAGCUGCAGACUCCGGAUGACAGCGAUGAGUGGAAGUUGUUACAGAAGCUAGUUACACGAAUUGACAAAAACUUUGAAGAUGAACCACGAUUUUACUCUGACAAACUUGUAGAUUGAACACGAUUGAACAAA
This is a messenger RNA of Pectinophora gossypiella (pink bollworm), 495 nucleotides long. RefSeq lists its product as uncharacterized. The coding region runs from base 7 to 480 and encodes 157 amino acids. The record is from RefSeq and is a predicted model, not a curated record. Lineage: Eukaryota; Metazoa; Arthropoda; Insecta; Lepidoptera; Gelechiidae. The transcript is spliced from 3 exons.